GGCGAGUCUCCAUGGCGGCGGCGGCUGUGGCGGCGGGGCCGGUGUUCUGGAGGCGGCUGCUGGGCCUCCUGCCUGGCCGCCCCGGGCUGGCCGCCCUCCUGGGGCGCCUGUCCGACCGACUCGGCAGGAACCGGGACCGCCGGCGCAGGAGGCCACCAUGGCUGUUGUUGGCUCCUCUGCUGUCUCCAGCUGUCCCCUACGUCACCUUGCCUCCUUGCUGCCUGUGUCCGGAGGGCGUGCAUCGCUUCCAGUGGAUCAGAAACCUGGUUCCAGAGUUCGGAGUCUCCAGCUCUCACGUCAGGGUGCUUUCUUCACCUGCAGAGUUUUUUGAGCUCAUGAAGGGGCAGAUAAAAGUAGCCAAGAGGCGGGUCGUGAUGGCAUCCCUCUACCUGGGGACAGGUCCUUUGGAACAGGAACUGGUGGAUUGCCUAGAAAGCACUCUAGAAAAGUCACUCCAGGCGAAGUUUCCUUCCGACCUCAGGGUGUCCAUUCUCUUAGACUUCACGCGGGGCUCAAGAGGAAGGAAAAACUCUCGCACCAUGCUGCUCCCACUCCUACAGAGGUUUCCAGAACAGGUCCGAGUGUCCCUCUUCCACACGCCUAACCUCCGCGGGCUCCUCCGGCUCCUCAUCCCCGAGCGCUUCAACGAGACCAUCGGCCUGCAGCACAUCAAGGUGUACCUCUUUGACAACAGCGUCGUCCUGAGCGGCGCAAACCUGAGUGACUCCUACUUCACCAACCGGCAGGACCGCUACGUGUUCUUGCAGGACUGUCCUGAGAUUGCGGACUUCUUCACGGAGCUGGUGGACGCGGUGGGGGACGUGUCCCUGCAGUUGCGGGGGGACAACACGGUGCAGGUGGUGGAGGGGAUGGUGCAUCCUUACAAAGGUGACCGGGCUGCGUAUUGCAAGGCAGCCCAUAAGAGGGUUAUGGAUGUGAUCAACUCAGCCAGGACCCGCCAGCAGACGCUGCAUACCCAGACCUUCCACAGCAACUCCCUCUUAACCCAGGAAGAUGCAGCAGCCGCUGGAGACCGGAGGCCAGCCCCAGACACCUGGAUUUACCCAUUGAUCCAGAUGAAGCCCUUUGAGAUUCAGAUCGAUGAGAUUGUCACCGAGACCCUGCUGACAGAGGCCGAGCGAGGCGCUAAGGUCUACCUCACCACCGGCUACUUCAACCUGACCCAGGCCUACAUGGACCUGGUCUUGGGCACGCGAGCCGAGUACCAGAUCCUGCUGGCCUCGCCGGAGGUGAACGGCUUCUUCGGGGCCAAAGGGGUGGCAGGUGCCAUCCCGGCUGCCUACGUGCACAUUGAGCGGCAGUUCUACAGUGAGGUGUGCAGCCUGGGGCAGCAGGAGCGGGUCCAGCUGCAGGAGUACUGGCGGAGGGGCUGGACGUUUCAUGCCAAAGGCCUCUGGCUGUACCUGGCAGGGAGCAGCCUGCCCUGUCUCACGUUGAUUGGCUCUCCUAAUUUUGGGUACAGGUCAGUUCACCGGGACCUGGAGGCCCAGAUCGCCAUUGUGACGGAGAGCCGGGCCCUGCAGCAGCAGCUUCACCAGGAGCAAGAGCAGCUCUACCUGAGGUCUGGUGUGGUGUCCUCUGCCACCUUUGAGCAGCCGAGCCGGCAGGUGAAGCUGUGGGUGAAGAUGGUGACUCCGCUGAUCAAGAACUUCUUCUGAGAACAGCAGACCAAGCUUUUGAAAUCCAGAGCGUCUCGUUCCCCUCCGCUGGGACUUGCUGCAUGUCACGUGUGGUGGCAGCUGACGCGCUGGGCAGCACAGGACACACACACGAGUUUCUCUGAGGAUUGUGGCUCUUUAGGGCAAGGUGGGCAUUUAUGUCACUCCCACAGGGCCCUGCCUGGAUGGCCUCUGUUUACCAAAUGCGGGCAAGUUGAAGUUAAUUGAAUAAGAACUUGCUGAUUUAUCAAGUGUCUGAUGUGCUCUCAUGAGCUCUGGCUUAAAACAUUAAUAUCGGGGCUUCCAACAGGGGGGCGCCGUGGUUAAGAAUCCGCCUGCCAACGCAGGGGACACAGCUUCCAGCCCUGGUCCGGGAAGAUUCCCACAUGCCGCGGAGCAACUAAGCCCGUGCGCCACAACUACUGGAGCCCCGCGCUCUGGAGCCCCUGAGCCACAACUACUGAGCCCAUGUGCCACAACUACUGAAGCCCGCACGCCUAGAGCCCGUGCUCCACAACAAAGAGGAGCCACCGCAAUGAGAAGCCCGCGCACCGCAAUGAAGAACAGCCGCCGCUCGCCGCAACUAGAGAAAGCCCGCGCGCAGCAGCGAAGACCCAGUGCAGCCAAAAAAAAUAAAGAAAGAAGCAAAACAAAACUAAACAAACCAUUAAUAUCCUCUUGUUUGGAGGUUCUAGCAGGGGAGCGCAGCUACUCGUAUACCCUUGACCGAAGAACGGUCCUCCUCUAUUGGGGAAGGUCGUCCUCUUCGACCGAGCGCGCAGCUUCGGGAGGGACGCACGUGGAGCGGUGAGGGAGAAAGGGGACACCCGCCUAGCCAGCCGGAUCAGCCGAAUCAACCCUGGCGAUCAGUGGGGUGACAGAUGUCGCAGCCAGAUCGCCCUCACAUCCCAUUAAUAUCCUCUUGAUCGUCAUCUUGUGACUUGCACUCUUUCUCCCUGCUUGGUUAUCUCGGGUAUGUGCCGAGCCGCCUUUUCUGCAUCUUGCGUAUUUGCUUUGGGGACAGCUUCCACUCCUCCUGCAGAGUGGGGCUGGGCACACCCCAGUUUGCCUCCCCGGCACCCGCGAGCUGCCUCCUGGGAUGCGGGGCAGUGAGACUGACCCCGGGGGCGGUGCCGUCCGUGUGCCGCACCUGCCGGACGGAGCCCCCAGAGCGCCGUCAGAGACACGCUGCCACGCCUCGCCCUCAGAGCCCGAGUCGACUUCCUCAGAGCCGGGAGGACGGACUGGCUCGUCGCGGGCCGAGGGCGACAUCCUCGCAGGAGGUUAUUCAGCGUUGCCUCCCCGCCGCGAGCUGGGACAAAGGGAAGGUCAGGCUGCGCGGGCCUGGGGCCCCGGCCUGAUCACACGCUGCUGAGCGCGACACCGAGUGUCACUCACGCCUCACCCCGCUGGUCACUGGGGCACAUGGUGUGCGUUCUCGAGCAGUUUCUUACCCUGCUAGGGUUCUGUGGGUGUGUAACGAGGGAAGCGUCUGCGUAAAUGUCCUUAGAAACUUCUAGCAAGACUGCUUCUCCCACUCGAAUCUCCCCGGAGAGAACUGCUCUGACGAAGCUGCUGUGAUGAGGAAAUUCUUUCUUCACAUCUUCUUGCGUUUAUUUACUUGUGCGCGUGUCGUAAGAUGUGCCACCGGCGUUCAGCUCAGACCCUGUCAUAGGCGAGGUGAGCCCCGGCACCUGCCCACGGAGACCACCGUCCCCGUCCCCCGAGGAGGGCCGACUUCCGGUGUUCGGCCAGGAACUAAGCCAGCCACAUUCCAGGCUCAGGCUGGGGUGGCGGCCGUCCUGGGAGGUCGUCUUCCUCGGGGGUCUGGGAGCAGCUGGCCCAGGUCUCCCCUCCCAGUGCGUCUGAGCUUUGUUACGAUGGGCGAGACACCCUCCGCCCCUGGUCACUCAGUCCCCAGAGCUUGGAGGGGGUGUGUGAGCCUCGGGCCUCUAGCCAGGCCCCUGGGGCGCCCACCGUGCCCCAAAGCAGCGGGCGCCUUGGUCCUGGGGCGCUGGGACAGGGAGGGGGCGACGCAGGGGUGUGUCCGGGCGCCCUGGGCAGGUUCUCGGGAGCCUCCUGGGUAAGCGGAACGUCCACCUCUGUCGGUGUAGGAAGGCGCCGGCCGCAGGAGCACGGAGGGGCCCAGGGCUUACGGGGGUUCCUUCUGCCUCCCCCUGGGGGUCACGGAGACGGGUCCUGUGCCAGCGCCACGCUCCACAUAAGAUCCCAAGAGGCGCCACGUCAGGUGGGGAGAACGGCCGGCUCUCAGUUCCCGAGGGGGUGGCCACACCUGGAGGGGGGCCCGCA
This is a messenger RNA of Physeter macrocephalus (sperm whale), 3989 nucleotides long. RefSeq names its product phosphatidylglycerophosphate synthase 1 (gene PGS1). Gene Ontology annotation, cellular component: mitochondrion. Bases 12 to 1679 code for a protein of 555 amino acids. Gene Ontology annotation, biological process: cardiolipin biosynthetic process. NCBI's taxonomy places the organism in Eukaryota, Metazoa, Chordata, Mammalia, Artiodactyla, Physeteridae. The record is from RefSeq and is a predicted model, not a curated record. The transcript has 10 exons. Gene Ontology annotation, molecular function: CDP-diacylglycerol-glycerol-3-phosphate 3-phosphatidyltransferase activity.